GUUUGUCCCACUGUCAGCUGUCAAAAAAUUCCUUUCCGUCCGAGCGCCAUCAUCGUGCGUGCGGUCUUAAAAAGCGAAAGUUUGCAGACGCGUCUUCGGAGGUAGAGAAAAAUUAAAUUUCAGUAAACAAUGGGUGAUUCCGAUGAUGAGUACGACCGUAAGCGGCGGGACAAGUUCCGCGGUGAGCGCAGUGCCGGGGAAAGUUACGCUCGGGGUGCCGACAGGACGGAUCGAUCCAGGGGUCGGGACGACUGGGCGGAACGCGGUAGACCUCGGCAGGAUUACCGGGACUAUCGGCCGCCGCCACGGGAUCGUGGCUAUUCUCCCACCCGGGAGGGACCUCCCAUGAAGCGGAUGCGCGGUGACGGAUGGGGAGACGACGCUCGUCCUCGAUUUGGAGGACACGAACCCUACGGUAUGUACGGCGGCUAUAACCAUGACCACUUCGGGAUGCAUCCGGCCGGUCCGUAUGGGCAUCAGGGCGGUUAUGCUCGGGAGCAACAGUCCGCAGGCGACAUGCAAACCCAGCCCUGCAUGAUGACGCUGAAGCAGUUCCUGGCCACGCAGGACGAUUCCAUUUCCGAUUCGGAGGCCAUCCAGAAGUACAACGACUACAAGCUGGAGUUCAAGCGGCAGCAGUUGAACGAGUUCUUUGUGGCCCACAAGGACGAGGAAUGGUUCAAGAUGAAGUACCAUCCGGAGGAGUCGUUGAAGCGAAAGGAGGAACAGUUCGGUUUCUUGAAGCGUCGCUGCGAUGUAUUCGUAGAACUGCUGGACAGCGGUGACGUUUCCAAGGUCUCGGUAGACACGUCCAACACGGACCCUCUGCUUCGCCUGUUGGACACCGUAGUGAUCAAACUUGAGGGCGGCACCGAUGAGGACCUGAAGGUACUGGACGAAAAACCGGUCGAAAUUGUGAAAAUUUUGCCGGAGAAGCCCAAGGUCGAGGUGAAGAAGGAACCCUCGCUGGAGGAUACCAUCAAGAAGGAGAAGAUCAGCAUCAAGGAGGAGAAGGUCGAGGAGCUGGACAAGCCCAAGGAGGAAAAAGACGAGGAGAAGGAAAAGCCUACGGGUGAGGCAGAACCCGAAGGGGAGAAGAAUGAAGGCGAAAAGGAAGCGGUAGCGGAACGGGAAGAAAUGGACGUGGAGCCAGCGGCGAAAGAACCCGAACCGGAAGAGGAACCUACGAGAAAAAAGGAUCGCAGGAAGAGAAGCCGGUCGGACUCGGGAAGCAGUUCGUCUUCUUCGUCGUCUUCGAGUUCAAGCGAUUCGGAGGAUGAGAAGGAAAAAGAGAAGGAGGAUAAGGAAGAUGAGGAGGAAAAGAAGGAUGAAGAGGAAGCAGUCGCCAAGAGUCCCAAGCCGGUUGAGGAGGAGAAGGAACCUCAAGAGGAAGUGGAGAAUAACGGUCACAAGAGUGGGGAUGAAGAGGAAACCGCCAAGAAGGAUGAGGCUGAAGCGGAGAAAAUGGAAACCGACGAACAGGUUACCGAGAACAACAAAGAAAGUGAGGAAGCUGAGAAGGAAACCGAUAAAGGUGAAGAGCCAGCAGCAAACAAAGACGGCAAUGAAGAUAUGAACGAUUCGGAGAAGACGGAAACAAUCGAUCUGGUCAAGGAUACAACUGUUGAAAGCAGUCCACGGGCGUUGCAUCGUACCAGUUCGAUCUUCUUGCGCAAUCUGGCUCCCUCGAUCACGAAGGCGGAAGUUGAAGCCAUGUGCAAGCGUUACAAUGGCUUCCUGCGGGUGGCAAUUGCGGAUCCUUUACUGGAGAGAAGGUGGUUCCGCCGUGGAUGGGUCACCUUCCGGCGCGAUGUGAACAUCAAGGAGAUUUGUUGGAAUCUGAACAACAUCCGCCUGAGGGAUUGCGAGUUGGGAGCAAUCGUAAACAAGGAUCUAAGCAGAAGGGUUCGUCCGGUGAAUGGAUUGACCUGCCACAAGACGAUUGUCCGUAGCGACAUCAAGCUGUGCGCUAAGAUUGCUCACAAUUUGGACGAUAAGGUCGGUUUGUGGAAGGACCAGGAAGACAACGGAGAGAAGAAUGGAGAAUCUUUUGGAUUGCAAUCGAAGAAUCCUGUACUACAAAACAUCACUGACUAUCUGAUCGAGGAAGCUUCGGCCGAGGAGGAUGAACUGCUGGGGCUCACGACGGAAGCCGCAAAGAAGACCAACGACGGUGAACUGGUCGAACGUGACCCGCAACUUAUAGAAGUUCUGGACAAGUUGAUCUUGUAUCUGCGCGUUGUUCACUCGAUUGACUUCUACAAUCACUGCGAGUACCCGUAUGAGGACGAAAUGCCGAAUCGAUGCGGCAUCAUCCACGCUAGAGGCCCUCCUCCCCAGAACAAGGUCACUUCCAAUGAAGUUCAGGAGUACAUCAGGACCUUCGAGGGCAAGAUGGGAUCGUUCCUGGCUCGUACCGUCGAUCUCGAGGAGGAAGAGAUGAAGAAGCUCGGAUCCAAGGACGCCGAAGCCGAGGUGGAGAAAUUCAUUCAAGCCAACACGCAGGAACUGGCCAAGGACAAGUGGCUCUGUCCGCUGUCCGGCAAGAAGUUCAAGGGACCGGACUUUGUGCGUAAGCACAUCUUCAACAAGCACAACGAAAAGGUCGACGAGGUUCGGAAAGAGGUGGAGUACUUCAACAACUAUCUGAAGGACACCAAGCGGCCGCAGUUACCCGAACAUCCGGGUAAUACCAAGAAGGCACCGUCCGAUGCGGCGCCGCCAACCGCUGGAUAUCGCCCACCGUACGGAAUGGCCCAUGCUUACGCUCCGAUGUAUGCACCGUAUGCCCAGCCGAUGAUGGCCCCGGCCGCUCGUGGCAGGCCCGGCUUUGGACGUGGCGGAAGAAUUCAAGACGCUCGACGGAACAUACAGAAUCGUUUGAGAAUGGCACCAGAUUACCGUCCAGUGAUUCACUACCGGGAUCUGGAUGCACCGCGCGAACCGGAUGAGUUCAUCUAAAAAAAAGCGUAAAGCCAUAUGCAAUUGACACACCGCAGUACGUUGUUCAAUUGUGUAGAUAAGCCCAACCGCGAUAUAGCAUUCACAGUAAUCAGUUAGACAUAUUAGAUACGCAUAACUUAUCUCAAAAUUGCAUUUCAUUUUAGCCCCCGAUACGCUAGUUGAACAGUGUGGAAUAAAGGACUCAAAGCGUAGAAAAAC
This is a messenger RNA of Aedes albopictus (Asian tiger mosquito), 3162 nucleotides long. It is a transcript of the gene Ars2, whose product is annotated as serrate RNA effector molecule homolog. NCBI's taxonomy places the organism in Eukaryota, Metazoa, Arthropoda, Insecta, Diptera, Culicidae. Gene Ontology annotation, biological process: primary miRNA processing; mRNA processing. The record is from RefSeq and is a predicted model, not a curated record. Gene Ontology annotation, cellular component: nuclear body. The coding region runs from base 130 to 2961 and encodes 943 amino acids. Gene Ontology annotation, molecular function: nucleic acid binding. The transcript is spliced from 9 exons.